Molecule: messenger RNA, 676 nt
Organism: Blastocystis hominis
Lineage: Eukaryota; Bigyra; Opalinata; Blastocystidae
Exons: 5
Coding region: 26-676 (216 amino acids)
Biological process (GO): maturation of LSU-rRNA; maturation of 5.8S rRNA
Cellular component (GO): preribosome, large subunit precursor
Source: RefSeq, a predicted model, not a curated record
ACGAAAUAUCCAUUUUAUUAGAAACAUGGCUUCUGCUGGAGAUUCAACAGAUAUGAGCGAUUUGGAUGAAAUGCUUAACGAUGAUGAGUUGAGUCAGGUAGAAGAGGUUGGAAAUUCCGGAAAAAACAAGGAUAAAGAGAUGGAAGCAAAGGUAAUCGACGAAGCGAACAGUGCCAACUUUGCAGCCGCACUAAACCAGAUUCUGGAGAGCACUCCAGACGAAACCACGAAUCCGUUGCUAAAACGAAAGAGAAAGCUGACUCCCGAAGAGAAAGAGCUCAAAAAGCAGAAAAAAGAAGAGAUGCUGAAGAAGAUGGAGAUUCCUCGGAAGGGUUAUGUGAAGCCUAAUCCAGAUGAUGCGGAGAUGGAGAAGAACCUGCGCAAAAUCGCCACAAAGGGAAUUACCGCUUUGUUCAACGCGAUUUCGCGCGGAAAGCGUUUGCUUCCUUCAAUCAAGAAAGAGAACGAAGGAAAGAAGAAGAAGGAUCGCGUGAAUAUCGUGGAAAAGUUCAACGAGAAGAUCGAGGACUCGAAGCAGAAAUUGGCGGAAGAGCAGAAGAAUGAGAAGAAAUGGUCGGUUUUGGAUGAACACAUGGUGGAGAAGGGAGCGGAUAUGCAGAACUGGGAUACGAAGGAAGAGAGUUCGGAUAACUGGGACGACGAUGUAGAUCUUUAA